AUAAUUAAGUUGAUGAUGAAGCUGCCAUUGUUGUUGUUUCUGUGCCUUAUUCUUCUUCCCCUUUCGGUGACGGCCCAGCUUCGAGUUGGAUUCUACAAGUCCACCUGCCCGAGGGCGGAGCUCAUCGUCCGGCAGGCCAUCCACAACAGAUUCAAGAUCGAUCCCUCCAUAGCCGCCGCCUUGCUUCGCAUGCACUUCCAUGAUUGCUUCGUUACGGGUUGCGAUGCAUCCAUACUCAUAGACUCAACUCCAAGGAAGCCGUCGGAGAAAGACGCUGGACCAAGCCUAGGCGUGCGAGGAUACGACAUCAUCGACGAGGCUAAGAGAACCCUAGAAGCUACCUGUCCGGGAACCGUUUCCUGUGCUGACAUCAUAACUCUGGCCACUAGAGAGGCCGUCGUUCUUGCCGGCGGACCCAGCUACAGCGUUCCCACAGGGCGGCGUGACGGCCGGAUUUCAGACCCCAGCCUUGUGGAUUUGCCAGAUCCAUCACUUUCUGUGCCGGAGACAUUAACAUUCUUCGCCUCAAAAGGGUUUACUCUAAAGGAAAUGGUGACACUUCUUGGUGCACACACAGUCGGAGUUGCACACUGCGGCUUCUUCCAGGACCGGCUAACGAACUUUCAGGGCACCGGAAGACCCGAUCCGACCAUGGACCGAGCUUUGGUUUCCAAGCUUCUAAGGAUUUGUGGAACUCAACCGAGGAGUUUUGACAAGGACCCAACCAUGUUUUUGGACCAAAACACGUCUUUCGUUGUUGAUAACCAGAUCUAUAAGCAGGUGAUUUUGCGGAAAGGCGUGCUGCAGAUUGAUCAGGAGCUUGCCUUGGAUAGAUCUAGUGCUCCGAUUGUGUCGAUGUUUGCGUCGAACGGGCGUGCAUUCGAGCAAAGCUUUGCCAAGGCCGUGGUGAAGAUGGGCGGCGUUGAAGUUCUGGUUGGAAAGGCCGGCGAGAUUAGGACGAAUUGCAGGGUUUUCAACAAGAAGAAACAUAUAUAGGCUUUUAUGAGAAUUUGUCUACUUAAUGAUGCAUGCAUGCAUGCUCUUGAACCUUUAAUUUCAAUGGCUGGCUCUUCACUCACCAGCUAGCAUUUUGGAAAGAUUAAUUCUUUGUCCUGCAGGAAUUAUAUGUGCUUGUGUACUGUAUUCAAGUUGAAUUUGUGUAACCUUUGAUAAAAAGGACAAGUGAAAUAAAAGAAAGCAACUGUAAUGUUGUGUUGUGUUGU
Molecule: messenger RNA, 1223 nt
Organism: Diospyros lotus (date-plum)
Lineage: Eukaryota; Viridiplantae; Streptophyta; Magnoliopsida; Ericales; Ebenaceae
Product: peroxidase 44
Exons: 2
Coding region: 13-996 (327 amino acids)
Biological process (GO): response to oxidative stress; hydrogen peroxide catabolic process
Molecular function (GO): peroxidase activity; heme binding
Source: RefSeq, a predicted model, not a curated record